Blepharisma stoltei is the source of this 1110-nucleotide messenger RNA. Lineage: Eukaryota; Ciliophora; Heterotrichea; Heterotrichida; Blepharismidae. The record is from the annotation of a GenBank genome assembly.
AUGGCUUUCUACCCGAGCCCACAAAAUUUGGAUUUUUAUAUUUUGAUUGCUUUGGUAUGGUUUUCCUUUUUCGGGUUUUGGUUUCUUAAUACAUAUUUCUGAAACAAAGAGCACAGUUCAUUUUUGCAAAAAUCAAUGACAUUCAUGAUUUUCUUUAAACUUAUCCACUGUGUUUUUCAAGUAAUUCUUAUAAUUGCAGAGUUUGAAAAUAUGUAUUAUGUUUGAUUUUGUCAUACAGCAGCUUAUACACUCUUCAAUACAAUUUCAUAUAUGAUCUUCCUACUUAUAAGCCAAGGAUUUGGGUUAUACAAAUCCUCACUCAAUAAAAAGGAACUAUCAGUAACUGUGGUAACGAUGAUUGUGUUUUAUGCUUGCUUUACUGUGUAUUCUCUAAAUGAAAUUGCAAUGUUUCCUUUGCUUUUAACUUUUCUUGCAACCUGUGGAUACUUCAUUUUGAAGUUUGCAUUUUACACGACAAAAUGCCUUAAAUUGAGAUAUGAACUUUUACAAAUCUUAGAGAUGAGAAACUUAGCACAAGUUGUUAUAAAGAAAUUAAAAAUACUUAAGAAAUAUCUUGGCUUUGUGACGUUUCAUCUUGUGUCACAUUUUAUACCCGCAUUUUUGAUUUUUUCUAAUUACAAUGGUUCAAUUAAUAUGCUAUAUUAGAUUGCAUUUAACUACAAUAAUUAAAAUAUAAAUCCCUCUAUUAAUGACAAUACUACAAUUUAUAAUAAUUAUGAGCUUAGCUUAUAAUAGUAUAUAUUGCCACAUGAAACUAAUACAAGAUUCUUUGGAGAAAUAUGUGAAUAUUUAUCAAUUGUCGCCAUAUGUUUUUUAUUUAGAUCAAAAAAUCGAGGCGAAAUCUUUAUCCAAGAAACCCAAACACUUCUAAACUACCGUUCAAUACUCCCGAUUUAUGAAGCAAGAAUUACCGAUCUUCCUUCUAGGCGUAUUAAAAACACCCCUGAGAUCCCUCCAUUGCUAAUAACGAACCCAACAUAUGAAGAAAAAGUAUCACUUUUUGUCGCAAUCCCAAUUUUACGAGAAAAUCGGACUGAUGUAAGUCCAGAUGAAGUCUUAAUCCAGCCAUUACUGAGUGAUGUGCAUUAA